AAAGCUGGAACAGAGGUUCUUCAGUGGCGAGCCCACCAGGAAGAGGUAGCCAGACUGGAAAUGGAAAUUUCUGCCAGAAGAAGAGCAAAGGAAGAAGAGAAAGAGAAACUGUGGAAGAGGAAGGAAUUGUUACAAAGAGAAGAGAAGAAAAAAAAAAUAAGAAAAUACUGGGCUAAAAAAGAACAGAAAUGGCAAGAAAUGGAAAUGAGAGAUCUUCGGCGUCUAGAAGAACUGAAGAAAUUAAUGGCUGAACAGUCAGUAAAAGACAGAGAAAGGGUUAAAUAUAGACAAGAAUUAUUGGAAAAGCGUAUCAUGGAGAAAAAAGAAGUGGCCCUUCAAGAAGCACGUGAAGAAGUAGAGAGAGAGAAGCGACUAGAAGCCCUGAGGAAACAGGUUGCUAUUGUCGCUCAGUUUGAUCCUGUUAGAAUGAUGUCAGAUACAGUGGCAUCAAAAGCGAGGAUGGGUAUUGGAAUUGAAGAAGAACUUAUUCUUCAAAAGCCGCUCUUCACAUUGAGUACAUACAAUGAACAGCAGGAUGACAGAACAUGUAGCUUGGAGGCAAGCAAUAGAGGCCAUUUAUCUGUCUUUUACUCAAGCUUUCAAUUCUGUCGUACGUGGGAUGCCCAGCAGCCAGCUAAGAAAAUGUAA
Hippopotamus amphibius kiboko is the source of this 648-nucleotide messenger RNA. RefSeq names its product coiled-coil domain containing 148 (gene CCDC148). Lineage: Eukaryota; Metazoa; Chordata; Mammalia; Artiodactyla; Hippopotamidae. The record is from RefSeq and is a predicted model, not a curated record. Bases 61 to 648 code for a protein of 195 amino acids. The transcript is spliced from 6 exons.